GUUCCCCGUUAGUUCCUGUCCUCUCUCAGACUGCGCUGUAUUUGACUUCGGCAGAAUAAAGUAUGGAGUCUCCCAGUGUAACCUCGGUGGUCCUGCUGGCCUGCGGCUCCUUCAACCCCAUCACCAACAUGCACCUGAGGUUGUUUGAACUGGCUCGAGAUCAUCUGGAAGACACAGGUCAGUACAAGGUCGUGAGCGGUAUCAUCUCUCCUGUGGGCGAUGGCUAUAAGAAGAAGGGUUUGAUCGAGUCCUCCCACCGUCGGGAAAUGGCCAGAUUGGCCACAGAGAACUCAGACUGGAUCACCCUAGAUUCCUGGGAGAGCUUGCAGCCUGAGUGGGUAGAGACAGUCGAGGUGAUUCGGCAUCAUUAUGAGAAACUGCUUGAGACACAGCAGAACUGCGAUGAGACGGACACAGUCAAAUGUACCAAAAAGAGACGAAUAGAGAAUCGUUAUGAAGCUUCAUCUCAUCAGAAAAGGAGAGACGGCCCUCGGGUGAUGUUGCUGUGUGGGGCUGACGUCCUGGAGUCCUUUGGGGUCCCCAAUCUGUGGAAGCAGGAGCACAUCGAUGAGAUAUUGGGACGCUACGGUCUGGUCUGCAUCACUCGCUCUGGCAACGACCCGCACAAGUUCAUCCACAAGUCGGACGUGCUGUGGAAGCAUCGCAGUAAGAUCCACUUGGUCCACGAGUGGGUGACCAACGACAUCUCUGCCACUCACAUGCGUCGGGCGCUUCGUAGAGGUCAGAGCGUCAGGUACCUGUUGCCAGACGCCGUGGUGAGCUACAUUCAACAGAACAACCUCUACAGUGCAGAGAGCGAGCAGAAAAACGCUGAUGUGGUUCUUGCACCGCUUCAGAGAUACUUGGAGGAGUCCUCGAGCUGAGGGAUUUACUGCUCCAGCUGCAAAAACAGAUGUGUGAACUGUUUACACUGAGGGCUGUAGGUCUACUGUGUUAUUUAAGGUUCAACAAGUGCCUACUCUACAGUAGUCUUUUCUUAUACUGCACAUGUGUUUUUUAUAGGAUUUUCACUGAUUUCUCUGAUGUAGGGCUGCACUAUAUAUCCGAAAUCAAUCUCAAUUGCGAGAUCAACGUGCGUGAUAGACAUAUUGCAAAAGACGGCAAAAACUGCGAUAAAUGAUGAUCCAUUCACCACGCAUUCAUGCUGUGCAUGUCCAUAUAUUUGGCCGAUCAGACGGAGCCCUGCUGCCCUCGAUGAUAAAUGAAAGACAUUCAGGGGGUUUUCUGUCAGUGAACGAUUGUCAGAAGAAGAGAAUAGAGAGACAACCGCCUCUGCCUCCUCCAACUAAAUUCUACUUUGUAAUCUGUGUGAUCACGUUUUUCCUGAAUUAAAUUCAUCGCUAUGACAAUUGAUUAUAUAUAAAAUAAUUAUGAAGCUUAUUUAUGGUAUUUCCCAGACCCUGAGGGGCAAGUAACAGCACACAUGCACGUACGCACACACACAUACACGCACUUAUAUUGUGCAGCCAUACUCUGAAGCUGCUUUAAGACAUGCACUGAACUCCCUAUCUCCUCAGUACUUUCUUCAGAGGAGGUAAAUGUCCGAGUGAGACGCUUCGCGGUACUUUCUCUGCCUGACCCCGAAGUAUAAGGUCCGUUGAAAUCCAGGAGAAGUCGAUGUGAUGUGUGAAUAAUGUGUGAAUGAUAUGUGAACCCUAACCCCACAGCAGGGGGUCCUCUGCUGGAUAUAAAAGGCAAACAGCAGGUGAAGUCCGUAGCCAAUUCUCUGGAUUUUACCCGGAGGUCAUGUCUGAAAAAGGCUUGAGUGAGUGAUUUAGCAACAGGGACACUUUUGUGUAUACACGCAAGUAGAUUGUGUGUUUGUGUGUGGACUUUGAGAUCAUGUAAAUGUCAUAUAAAUCUGCUCUGUCUUUAGUGGCAUUUGGAUUCACAAGAAGGAGCUUUUUUAAAUACGACCAAGAUCAAAACAAAUGUGAUCAAUCAAAUUUGUACUUGGUGCUGAAUAUCUUAAAAUGAAGGUGUGAUUUGUAUUCACUGCAAAUUAAAUAAACCUCUUUGUUUUCAA
This is a messenger RNA of Limanda limanda (common dab), 2047 nucleotides long. It is a transcript of the gene nmnat1, whose product is annotated as nicotinamide nucleotide adenylyltransferase 1. Gene Ontology annotation, molecular function: nicotinate-nucleotide adenylyltransferase activity; nicotinamide-nucleotide adenylyltransferase activity. NCBI's taxonomy places the organism in Eukaryota, Metazoa, Chordata, Actinopteri, Pleuronectiformes, Pleuronectidae. The coding region runs from base 63 to 884 and encodes 273 amino acids. The record is from RefSeq and is a predicted model, not a curated record. The transcript has 5 exons. Gene Ontology annotation, biological process: NAD+ biosynthetic process.